AUGACAUCGAAUCCUAACUGGCCAGAAAUAAAACAGGCACUGCAAAUACAUUUAGAAGAUAAAAUUAUCCUGCAACAGCUUCCAAAAGAUCGUCCUGAUAUCGUGGCUCGAGUCGCUAAGUUAAAAUUUGACCAAAUAGUGGAAGAUUUAGAUAAAAAACAAGUCUUUGGAAAGGAAGUUACAUCUUUAGUAGAUGAUGGUAAACCAAAUUACCGACGACGCUACAAUCCGCAGUUGGACCCUCAUAGUCCGCAAUUUUCACACGAACGUGCAGUUUAUCGCAAAGACAUAAACGGUCGUCGUAUAAGACGAGAUAAUCGUCAUGUAGCCCCCUACAACGGAUAUUUAUUGAAAAAAUUUAAUUGUCAUAUUAACGUUGAUUCAGUCUUUACGCGUUCCUUGACCCGGGCAGACGUGUUUUUUUUUUCAACGCCGGUUAAAGUGAAGGCCAAGAUGGCGCGUGUGCUACUCGUGCUAUUACUGGUCGCGCUGGGAGCACCGGUCUACUUCGUCUUCUUCAAAAGUCCACCACCUCUACCAGAAAUUGAUUUGAACGAAUGGUGGGGCCCGGAGCAGAUGAAGACCAAGCAGGAUACCAGUUUGAAGCCGUUCAAAGUGAAAUUCGACGAAACGAUGGUAAAGGACCUCAAAGACCGCCUUAAAGCACAUCGUCCUUUCGUUCCUGCUCUCGAAGGUGUAGCCUUCGAAUACGGCUUCAACAGCAAACAAAUGAAGAGUUGGAUCAAAUACUGGUCUGAAGAAUACCCAUUUAGCGAGCGCGAGAAAGCCUUCAACCAGUACCCGCAGUUCAAGACCAACAUCCAGGGCCUGGACAUCCACUUCAUCAGGUUAAAGCCCCAGGUACCAGCUGGCGUGGAAACUGUCCCACUGUUGCUGCUCCAUGGAUGGCCGGGCUCGGUGCGGGAGUUCGAUGCUGCAAUCCCCCUCCUGACAGCUGUCAGCAAGGACAGAGACUUCGCGCUCGAGGUCAUCAUACCCAGUCUACCGGGCUAUGGUUUCUCCGAUGCGGCAGUACGCCCAGGUCUCGGAGUGGAUAAAAUAGCUGUGGUAUUCAGAAAUCUAAUGAACAGACUCGGCUUCAAGAAAUAUUAUGUUCAAGGAGGUGACUGGGGUGCAGUUAUCACCAGCAACAUGGUUACUAUGUUCCCUCAGGAGAUCCUCGGCUAUCACACAAAUAUGGCUUUCUCUAUGUCACCAAGAACGACUCUCAUCGAAACCCUCGGAGCCAUCUACCCGCCUUUAGUGGUGAGAUCCGAUCUGGUAGAUCGAAUGUACCCUAUGUCCAAAAUAUUCGGGACCCUUUUGGAAGAGAUGGGAUACAUGCAUAUUCAAGCAACCAAACCUGACACAAUUGGUGUAGCGCUCUCAGACUCCCCAUCUGGUCUCCUCGCAUAUAUCCUUGAGAAAUUCUCCACCUGGACAAAACCCGAAUACAAAUUAAAGGCCGAUGGCGGACUUACCAGCAGUUUCACCCGGGAACAGCUCGUCGACAAUCUCAUGAUGUACUGGGCUACAAACUCCAUCACAACUUCUAUGAGGCUAUACUCCGAAACUUUCAACAAGAGAUACUCAAGCCUGAGUCUUGAUGAGAUUCCAACACCGGUACCAACCUGGAUACUGCAAGCUAAGAAUGAGCUGGCCUACCUUCCGCCCUGGAUCUUGAAGUUCAAAUACAAAAACUUAAUCAACGACACCGUUUUGGACGACGGAGGUCAUUUCAUCGCCAUGGAAAUGCCUCAGGUCUUCUCAGAAGACGUUCUCAAAGCGAUAGCCGCUUUCCGAAAGUGGCACAAAGACAACAAUGUGAAGACUGAACUUUAA
Messenger RNA from Parnassius apollo (apollo), 1842 nucleotides. The record is from the annotation of a GenBank genome assembly. Lineage: Eukaryota; Metazoa; Arthropoda; Insecta; Lepidoptera; Papilionidae.